Messenger RNA from Xenopus laevis (African clawed frog), 7999 nucleotides. RefSeq names its product regulating synaptic membrane exocytosis protein 2 (gene rims2.S). The transcript is spliced from 35 exons. The record is from RefSeq and is a predicted model, not a curated record. Bases 486 to 5771 code for a protein of 1761 amino acids. NCBI's taxonomy places the organism in Eukaryota, Metazoa, Chordata, Amphibia, Anura, Pipidae.
CCGCUGCUGUGUACUCUCCACUCUCCGGAAGAGGAUCUUCUCCAUCCAUUCACCUCCUCCCCUUUAUCUCUGGGCCGUGCGCCUGCGCUGCGCUCUCCUCCCCCAUCAUCAUCUCCAGCUGCUUCUGCCGCCGCCGUGCGCCCGUCUCUCAUCUCCCCGAGCAGCAGGGCCUCUUGCACCGUGUGUGGGGCGCAGGGCAGGGGGAGGGUGGGGGAACAGGAGCAAACAGAAGCCUAAAGGAGACAGGGGCUGGGCGGCCAGAUGGAAUGUCCCUGCAGCCGGGAGAGCAGAGCUUGGGGAUAGACUUGCCACUGCCAUUGAUCCCCCUUAUUAUGGUGACCAGCCGUGCUGCUGUCUAUAGCACUGCCCCCCGCGGCUCCCUUUGGUGCCCACCGUGCCCCGGGCACCCUCUCGUCUCCAGCGUGUGAUUGAUGGUGGAGCCCACUGCCUGACGUCCAGUGUUGUGUCUUCUUCAUCUGACCGACAUGUCUGCUCCACUAGGGCCCAGGGGCGGCCCAUUGCCUCCUGCACAGACACAGGCUCCCGUGUCAGACAUACCGGACCUCAGUCACCUGACCGAGGAAGAGAGGAAAAUCAUUCUGGCUGUCAUGGACAGGCAGAAGAAAGAAGAGGAGAAGGAGCAGUCAGUGUUAAAGGUCAAAGAAGAACAAAAAGCCCAGCCGGCACAGUGGUUUCCCUUUAGUGGGAUCACUGAGCUGGUUAAUAACGUUCUUCAGCCACAGCCAAAAGAGCAAAAUGAAAAGGAGCCGGAGAUAAAAUUGCACCAGCAGUUUGAAAUGUACAAGGAGCAGGUGAAGAAGAUGGGUGAGGAAUCACAGCCGCAGCAGGAGCAGAAGGGCGACGCUCCAACCUGUGGAAUCUGCCACAAAACAAAGUUUGCCGAUGGCUGUGGCCAUAACUGUUCGUAUUGCCAAACUAAAUUCUGCGCGCGGUGCGGAGGGCGAGUUUCUCUGCGCUCAAACAAGGAGGACAAAGUGGUAAUUUGGGUAUGUAAUUUGUGCCGAAAACAACAAGAAAUCCUCACCAAAUCAGGGGCCUGGUUUUACAACAGUGGGUCAAGCACACCCCAAAAGCCUGGCGAACAGCACCAGGCAGGGUACCAAACGGAAGAAGCACCUCAGGAGAAAAAAGCUAAGCUACAAGAGCAGUCCCAAUACCAGGGACCCUCAGGGGACUUACUAACACCAGCCUCGGACAAAAACUGUCCGCAAGGGAUCGUCCGGCAAGAUUCCAUCAAAAAUGGUUCCGAAGUGAAGCACCCAAUUCCUGGCAACCUCUCCUCUGACAGGAAAAGAAGCCCUUCAAUACCUAGAGACCAGAAUCCGAGAUAUAACACAAGGGACGAUAUAGGUGAACAUUCACAGCAUGCUUCAUCAGACAGCGCCAUGCCUAGAUCACCAUCAGAUUACUCGGAGAAUCGAUUGCAACGAGAGUCUCAGCUCUAUGAUGAACCUGAGCACGAUGACUACAGGAGAAGUAGGCGGCGCUCCAAUGAGUAUUCGGUUGAUGAGGAGGAUAUCCAGGACAGGGAGGAAUAUGAAAGGCAGAAAAGAGAGGAGGAGUACCAGGCAAGGUACAGGAGUGACCCCAAUUUGGCCAGGUACCCUGUUAAGCCGCAACCAUAUGAAGAGCAAAUGCGCAUCCAUGCAGAGGUUUCAAGGGCUCGACAACGAAGGCACAGUGAUGUGUCUUUGGCUCAGACAGAAUUUGAGGAGUCUCGGAUGUCAACGUUAAGGAUGGAGCGACCUUCAAGGCAGAGAUCUGCAUCAGAGCGUAGAGCAGCGAUGGAAAGCCAGCGUUCUUAUUCAAUAGAAAGAACUAGAGAUGUGCAAGGGCCAGGUCCUGGUCGGCAAAGGAACUCAAAUCAUAGUCCCCCAACGCCGAGAAGGAGUCCUAUUCCCAAUGAUAGGCCAGAUAUGAGGCGCACAGAUUCCUUACGGAAACAGCACCACUUGGACCCAAGUUCCGCCGUAAGGAAAACCAAAAGGGAAAAAAUGGAAACUAUGUUAAGGAACGAUUCUCUUAGCUCAGAUCAGUCUGAAUCUGUGCGGCCCCCACCACCAAAGCCUCAUAAAACAAAAAAGGGAGGUAAAAUGCGUCAGGUUUCCUUGAGCAGUUCAGAAGAAGAGUUUGCUUCUACGCCGGAAUACACGAGCUGUGAUGAUGUGGAGAUUGAAAGUGAAAGUGUUAGUGAGAAAGGGGACAGUCAAAGGGAAAAAAGAAAAACUAGUGAGCAGGCAGUUUUGUCGGACUCUAACAUCUUGUCUGAAAGACAAAAGAAAAUGGUGUGCUUUGGAGGCCACUCUUUGGAAGAGGAUUUGGAAUGGUCUGAGCCUCAGAUUAAAGACUCUGGGGUAGACACCUGUAGUAGCACCACCCUUAACGAAGAGCAUAGUCAUAGCGAGAAGCACCCUGUCACGUGGCAACCUUCCAAAGAUGGAGACCGCUUAAUUGGUCGCAUAUUAUUAAACAAGCGGCUGAAAGAUGGGAGUGUUCCGCGAGAUUCUGGAGCCAUGCUGGGGCUGAAGGUCGUUGGAGGGAAAAUGACAGAAUCAGGUCGACUUUGUGCUUUUAUCACCAAAGUGAAGAAGGGAAGCCUGGCAGAUACAGUAGGCCAUCUCCGACCGGGUGAUGAGGUUUUAGAAUGGAGUGGGCAUAUUUUGCAAGGGGCAACGUUUGAAGAAGUUUACAAUAUUAUACUGGAGUCCAAAUCUGAGGCACAAGUAGAAUUAUUGGUCUCCAGACCCAUAGGAGAUAUACCCAGGAUUCCUGAUAGCACACACGCACAACUGGAAUCCAGUUCUAGCUCAUUUGAAUCCCAGAAAAUGGAUCGCCCUUCUAUUUCAGUUACUUCCCCCAUGAGUCCUGGAAUGUUACGGGAUGUCCCCCAGUUCCUUUCUGGACAACUUUCAAGCCAAAGCCUUAAUAGAAGAACAGCGCCUUUUGUUCCUAGGGUUCAGAUUAAACUCUGGUAUGACAAGGUUGGCCACCAGUUAAUUGUUACUAUGUUAGGAGCAAAAGAUCUGCCGUCGCGGGAAGAUGGGAGACCGAGAAAUCCUUAUGUAAAAAUUUACUUCCUUCCAGAUCGAAGUGAUAAGAACAAAAGGAGAACAAAGACUGUGAAGAAAACCGUAGAGCCCAAAUGGAACCAAACAUUCAUUUAUUCUCCAGUUCAUCGGAGGGAAUUUCGAGAGAGAAUGUUGGAAAUAACACUUUGGGAUCAAGCUCGGGUUCGAGAAGAUGAGAGUGAAUUUUUGGGAGAGAUUCUAAUUGAAUUAGAAACUGCACUAUUAGAUGAUGAGCCACAUUGGUACAAGCUACAGACGCACGAUGUGUCUUCAUUGCCACUUCCACACCCGUCCCCGUUCAUGCAAAGGAGGCAGCUGCAUGGCGAGAGUCCAACCCGGAGGUUGCAAAAUAAAGGCUCAUAUUCAUAUAAUUCAGGGUCCAAGAGGAUAAGCGACAGCGAAGUGUCUGACUACGACUGUGAUGAUGGCGUUGGGGUUGUGUCAGAUUUCCGGCAUAAUGGGCGUGACCUGCAAAGUUCAACGUUAUCUGUUCCGGAUCAAGUAAUGUCGUCCAAUCACUGUUCCCGGACUGGGUCCCCGCAUGUAGACAGCAUAGGAAGAACGAAGUCGUGGUCUCCCAGUGUCCCUCCUCCUCAAAGUAGGAAUUUGGAACAGGGGCCGAGAGGGACAAGAUCUGGCCCUGCACAAUACAAUACCAUGAGCAGAGUGGAAAGGCAUCGAGUAUUAGAUAACCACUACUCCCCAGACAGAGACAGGAAUUGUGAAGCGGCAGAUAGACAGCCAUAUCAAAGAUCCAGGUCAACUGAACAACGGCCUGUACUGGAGCGGACCAGCUCCCGCUCCCGAUCUACUGAGCGUCCUGACUCAAACGUCAUGAGGUCGAUGCCUUCAUUAAUGACGGGAAGAUCUGCCCCACCUUCACCCGCCUUAUCGAGGGCACAUCCCCCUCGGACUGGCUCGGUUCAGACAAGUCCAUCAGGCACCCCAUUAGCAGGACGAAGGGGACGCCAGCUCCCACAGCUUCCCCCAAAGGGCACAUUAGAAAGAAAAGUUACUUGGGAAGACCAGCAAAGAAAGGUGAAUGGUUCAAUAACUGAUGACAAUUUGCAAAGAAAGAAACUGCAUUCUGAGCCAGAAGAUGUGGAUUCAACACGGAGACGGAACCCAGAGGAAAAGCCUGCAGAACAAGAAAAUGGGAACCCAGGUGCUAUGGACGUAGAGGAAAAGACGCGACAGCUGAAAAUGAAGAUUAACAAAUACAAGCAGGUGGCGGGAUCAGAUUCUAGGCUAGAGAAAGAUUACCAUCCAAAGUAUCGGACGGGGCGAGAUCCGCAGAGGGGUUCAGACAACAUGUCCAACAAAUCGUCAGACAGUGAUGUCAGUGAUGUGUCUGCUGUAUCACGGACCAGCAGCGCCUCUCGUUUUAGUAGUACGAGUUAUAUGUCUGUGCAGUCGGAAAGGCCUCGAGGGAACAUGAAAAUAGGUAGAAGGGCAAGGGAAGUAGAGGAGAAAAUAGAGAGGAAUGAGGGAGGGCAGCAUAACAAAGAAAUGGGUUUUCUGGAGGAAGAGGAGGAUGUUAGGCAGGAAGUAGAUAGUGAGAAGGAAACAGAAGUGCAGCGUAUAAAUGACAGCGGUAUGAAGGGGCCAAGCAAAGAAAGUGUAAAGGAAGAGAGUCAACAGAAUGAGAGAGAUGAGGAAAGCCAUGAUGUGGAGGAAGCCCAUAAUGACAAUCUGCCAAGGAGGUCCUCAGAGAAUGACGUAAGUGCGUUGGCAUCCAAAAUGCAAAGCAGGCAAAUGGGCGUCUCAGGGAAGAACAUGACCAAAAGUACCAGCAUUGGAGGGGAUAUGUACACCCUGGAGAAGAAUGACGGAAGCCAAUCCGACACGGCUGUGGGCUCUGUGGGUGCGGGUGGAAAGAAGAGACGGUCGAGCAUAGGAGCCAAAAUGGUGGCCAUCGUGGGCUUGUCGCGAAAAAGCCGAAGUACCUCACAGCUCAGCCAAACAGAAGUCGGAGGGAAGAAGCUGAAAAGCACCAUCCAGAGAAGUACGGAAACAGGCCUGGCAGUGGAAAUGAGAAACUGGAUGACACGACAAGCCAGCAGGGAGUCUACAGACGGGAGUAUGAACAGCUACAGCUCAGAGGGGAAUCUAAUAUUCCCUGGUGUCCGGCUGGCUUCCGACAGCCAGUUCAGUGACUUUUUGGAUGGUAUUGGUCCUGCUCAGCUGGUUGGUCGCCAGACUUUGGCCACAACGUCUUUGGGAGAUAUUCAGGUGGGAAUGGCUGACAAAAAAGGACAGUUGGAGGUGGAGGUUAUACGAGCCCGUGGUCUUGUGGUUAAACCAGGCUCAAAGACACUGCCAGCACCAUAUGUAAAGGUGUAUCUCCUAGAAAAUGGAGUGUGCAUAGCCAAAAAGAAAACAAAAGUUGCAAGAAAAACGCUGGAGCCUCUGUACCAGCAAGUGUUGGCUUUUGAGGAAUCACCACAAGGGAAGGUCCUGCAGAUAAUCAUUUGGGGUGACUAUGGACGCAUGGACCACAAGUCCUUCAUGGGGGUGGCUCAGAUACUUUUAGAUGAACUGGACCUAUCCAGCAUGGUGAUUGGAUGGUAUAAACUUUUCCCCCCUUCCUCUUUAGUAGACCCAACAUUGGCUCCGCUCACUAGGAGAGCUUCCCAAUCAUCUCUUGAAAGCUCCACGGGACCUUCUUAUGCUCGUUCAUAGCAUCUGUGAAAAGCAAAACUUGUCUGUGCAACCAGCGUUUCAAAAAAAUUUUUAAAAUCUCAACAAAACGACAGGUCGCAAACCCUGGUGAACACUGCAUGCUUAAUGUUGUGUCUUCUGAGCCUGUUUCUAGGGAUUCCAAGCGAUCCCGUGUUCUCAGAGGAAGUUGCACACAUUGUGCACUAAAGAAGGCUCUCAGGUGAACGAGUGGAGUUACGCAAGACCAACGGGUUUGGAGACCGGGGAAGUUCAGUUCUAGAUGAAUCUGAAGCCAUGGAUUACUGACACUAUUAUAAAAAAAAUCAAUAUUUCAUGCAACAACAGUCAUAAUCAAUGACGUCAUAUUGUUGCUAAUUUUUUUAGAAAAAAAUAUUUAAUUUUUCUAUUUGACCCCAAAGACCGGGAAUGAGAUCUUAAGCAAACAGGCCAGAGAUCUAGGAGAAGACAGAAGAAAGUGGUGGCCCAAUGAUAUUAAGGACAGUCGCUAAAAGAUAUAAACACAGCCCAUUCGCUUUGGAAAGGUUGGCUUAGCAUUUACAAAAAGAGCCCAUACGAAAGAUCUCUCCAGGGAAGAUUUUUUUUGUUCCCCCUGUGGUUAUUCUGUACUGUAUGAAACUGAAAGGAAACUUUUUUUUCUGCAUGGACAUGGAUCUAAGUGAACUCUAAAAAAAAAAAAAUGAUUUUAUUUGGGCUGCAACUUGCAAAAAAAACAAAAAUAAACCACAAAAUAAAAGAAACGAAUCAGCCAUUUUCAACAAUUUAUAUUAUUUUUAAGGGAAAAAAAAUGUCACUAGUGCAUGUUUUAAAAGGGAGAGAAUGCAAAAGAGCGAUACAAUGACAAAAAAAAACAAGACGUUUAUCAUUCUUAAAAAAAAAACAAUCACAGUCUGUGUUUUUUGCAGACUUCUAUUCAAAAAAUGAAGAAUUUAUAGCAAAUAUUUAAAAUUCUGUUGAUGUGACGAGAAAUAAAUGUAACAUAUUGAUUUAUUGAAAUGUAAAAGGUACAAGCCUUGUAAAGUUGAACAUUAACGUGCAGAAUUGUACAUUGUCUCUUUCUAUCAUCCGUCUUUGCAUUUUGUCCUUCCGCCCCGUGUUCCCAUCGGAUGACGGAUUCUGAUGCUUUUUUUGAUCGAGGAUGGCAGAUUUUUUUUGCCCCCUGCAUUCUUGUAUUGUCUGAUUUUGAAAAAAAAGAUAUCACUGCAUUAAAGCCUUUUCUGAUCCACGUGGGAUAGAAUAUUUUCUUUCAUUCAAGCAUGUUGGGGGGAAAAAAAAAAUAAAAAUUUUGCAACAUGGCCUGAGAAUUCAGCAUGUAUUUGUUAUAGAAGAUAUUUGAACUUUUUUGCAAUAUCUUGUACAGUGCAUGGUAACUAUUUUUUCACCAUCAGCUCGAGUCCUUCAGAAAAAUAACGGAAUUAUGCGGCCAUUGUAAAAUCUUUUUACAAAUGUAUUUCUUUCCAGCACCCACCGGAACAGAUUUAUGGUGGAACCAAAAAAUAAAAAAAUUUAUUUUAAUUUUUUUUUUUUUUUAAGGGAGGAAUCCCUUUUUUGCACAUGAGUUCUGAGUACUACCAAGUUGUUUUUGUUCUUUAAAAGAUACACCAAGUGCUUUCAGAAGCACCAAUAGAACUGUUUCUGAAUGUGUUCGCUCUAACGCUCACACGCGUUUCUCAGAUGUGUAGCAGUCGCCCGCGGCUCCGUGUUGGUGACCCCUGUGACUUGGAAGCACACGUUGAACUCUCAUGCACAUCUGCCUCUAUAAUGUCUCAGUUCUACUUAAGCAAAAACAAAGUAUAUUUUUUUUAGGGGAGGGGGUGUUUUUACUCUGAAACGAAAAAGGAAAACAGAAAAAAGUCCAAAUUAGCUGUCGCGUUUCGAACCUUUAAGUCUCUUUCAUCUGGCUAUGAACCGUGUGUGCGUCUUUAUCUGUGCACAUAUAUGUCAAGAUACUUUUAGAUAGUUUGUGUUUAUAUGUAUAUGCAAGCAGAUGGGUGCACACACAAACAUAUCCAUUGAUAAUUAGCCGAUACAAUUAUCCCCGCCCCACCAAUUUGGUGUUGAAAAUAACCUUAGUCUAAAAUCAAGGUUGACGACAUGCAAAACUUUGAUUUUAUUUUUUUUGUUUCUGUAGCGCAACCUCACACCAAGCAAAGACUGGCUUUCAAUACAGUUGUUCGAUGAAUUUUGUCGGUUACAAAGUCACCGUUUUUAGAUGGUUUCAAACCAGCAAA